This is a messenger RNA of Laetiporus sulphureus 93-53, 869 nucleotides long. RefSeq lists its product as uncharacterized. The record is from RefSeq and is a predicted model, not a curated record. The transcript has 3 exons. The coding region runs from base 8 to 754 and encodes 248 amino acids. Lineage: Eukaryota; Fungi; Basidiomycota; Agaricomycetes; Polyporales; Laetiporaceae.
UUCCAACAUGUCUCAGCCACUAAUCACCCUGUACGACAUUCCCUCGACCGUGCCCCAGCCAUGGGCUCCGAAUAUUUGGCGUAUACGAUUUAUUCUGAACUACAAACGUCUGCAUUAUCGAACUGUCUGGGUGGAACUCUCCGACGUAGAGACAACACUACGUGCCAUACGCGCUCCCCAGAGUUCGGUCAGGAGCGACGGUAGAGCUAUAUAUUCCCUUCCAGUAAUUGUGGACGCUUCACGGUCAAGGAACUCUCCUACUAUCCUAUCAAAUGCAAGCACCAUCGCAGAAUACCUCGAAGUCACAUAUCCAGCACGCCCCAUUUUCCCAGAAGGUUCACGCGCAUUGCAAAGCCUUUUCGUCCACUACAUCCAGGAAAUCUUCGCAAAGCCGCUACUCCCAAUUCUGGUACCUCUGACCCACCAGACGCUCCCGCAGCGCAGCCAGAUCCACUUUCGCAGCACCGGCCCUGGUCCCCAGCUGUCAGGCGCGCAAAAGGAGCAAGCCUGGCAGGCCGUCAAGGAGCAGUUCGACUUCCUCGCUGGAAUAUUGGACAAGAAUGCCGGCACUGAUGGAGACGGUACGGUCGCGAUGGGCCGUGACGUGAGCUAUGCGGAUUUUGCGCUGUGUUCCGUGCUGAUCUGGAUUGAACGGGUAUCACCGCACGACGGCUGGAUCCGUAUCAGACAAUGGAACAGUCACCGGUGGACGAGGCUGUGGGACAGAUGCAAGAGCUACAUGGAUGUGCUGUGACUUCAUAUCGCAGACUGCUGGGAUUUCUCUCCAUUCCACCUAUAUUAUUAUCGUUAAUUAGCUGCAUAAUCUCCUCCCGGUAUAGACCGCAAUGUAUAGAACUACUAGUACUUGU